Molecule: messenger RNA, 924 nt
Organism: Phascolarctos cinereus (koala)
Lineage: Eukaryota; Metazoa; Chordata; Mammalia; Diprotodontia; Phascolarctidae
Source: RefSeq, a predicted model, not a curated record
AUGGGGCAAUGGGCUAGAAACCUCUGGAGAUCCUCACGUCCCAGGCUAUCACCCAUUCAAGGUAUUGGUCUAUCCAUGGCCUCUCUCGGGAGCAGAAGACCCAGGUCAGUCCAGAGCACACAGGGCCACCCCAGGCCAGUGCCCCUUUCCUACAGGCUCCUGGAUGGUCAGGACACCCUCCCACCUGUCGUCUUCCUGCACGGACUGUUGAGCAACAAAGACAUCUUCAAGGCUGAGGCUGAGGCCCUGGCAAAGCAGACAGGCAGGAAGGUAUUGACAGUGGAUGCUAGGAACCAUGGAGACAGCCCUCAUAGCCCUGACUGCAGCUAUGAGGCAAUGAGUGCUGAUCUGCAGGCUCUGCUGUCAAAGCUAGGACUCAGCCCCUGUGUCCUCAUCGGGCACAGCAUGGGAGGCAAGACAGCCAUGGCGUUGGCACUGCAAAAGCCAGAGCUGGUGGACCACCUGGUCUCAGUGGAUAUCAGCUUUUUGGUGACCACCGACAUCCCAAAGAUCUUUAAAAUUCUACCUGCUAUGAAGGCUAUAAACAUCCUUGGGAAUCUUUCCCACUCCCAAGCCUUUGGAGUAAUUGAUCAGUAUCUAUUUGUGGAGGAUUCAAAUAGUCCACAGUAUCUGUUCAACAGUCUAGUGUGGGUCAAAGGGCAGUAUGUGUGGGCAGUCAAUGCUGAAAACCUGUGGCAGCAACAGCACCUGUUUCUGGAUAAUCUUCAAAUCUAGGGAGUCUAUCAUGGCCCCACACUCUUUCUCAGGAUCACCAUUUCAUCCUUCAUCCAGCCAAGUCACCACCCCGAGAUCAAGCUCCUAUUCCCUGAAGCCCAGUUCCAGACCAUCCAGAACGCUGGCCACAUUCUCCAUAUCCAGAAGCCACAAGAGUUCAUGAACAAUAUCCUCAGUUUCCUCUCCUAG